UAUCGGGAGUAUGUUUAUCUACAAGAAGAGCACAAGCACCUGCGAGAUUUGACGUGAUUUAGAAUUGUUAUGACGACGUAUAUACAAUUUUGAUAUGGUGGCUCACCAAUAAAAAAUGAUGAAAAAUUUAUAAAAAUAAAAGAAAAUUGGUCCUCUGACAAGCUGUAAUGUCAGCUGGUGUCAUCAUGCCUACCAUCGAGGAGAGAGAAACUUUAAUGAGAGAAAAAAAUCCUAAAUACACUGGAUUUACACCGAGACCGACUGAAAAACUUGCUUCUAGGAGAAAACCUAAAUCUAUGCUUGACAUUGAAUGUAGUCACUAUCUUAGGACUGACAAUGAACAAUUUGUACAUGGUCAUCCUCAUAUGGGAUAUAAACUGUGGUUGGAAGCAGGAAAGCAUGCACCCCCAUUUCCAUUAAAUUCAGACUCAAAUUUCAACAGUAAUGUGUGGAGAAAUUUUAGGAAGGAAUAUGGGUUCCACAAUACUGCUGAAGGAAGAAAAAUUGGGGAUAUAAUAGCGACAAUGUACCCUUUAAACAUUCCUGCUCCAUCUAGGGUCGGUGCUCAUACAUUUGAUAAAUAUUUACGAGAGUCAAAAGUAUUCAGAAAUGAAAAGUUUGAGGCACUGGCAAUUAAUAGGACAAGAGCAGAUGUUAAAGAUUUUAAACGUUUACGAGUAAAAAGUGAUGCUCGAAAUCCACCAUUAGAUGAGUUAGGCAAUAUAUUACCACCAGAAAAUUUCAAGAAGUAUGAACACAGAUUUGUACCACCACCACCGGCACCACCAACGCCUCCACCAGCCAACCAGAAAAUAGAUUCAUUAGGUCAGAAAUAUGUUCCUCGGUCUGAACCAUUACUAUGGAAACUGUCUUACAAACUUAAUCAUCCAAGUUACGAUAAAGUGAAUGAAGGAAUAAAGAAACGACGUGCAUUGGAAGAAAUGGCGAGACAAAAUCACCCUGAAGGAUCACCUUUACCACAAACUUUUCCAUCUCCAAUUCCUCAAAACUUAUAGCUAAUGCAUAAGACAUGUAGCCGUCUUACGGUUUGAAAUUGCUUCAGUUCUUAACCAUGUGAACCAACAGUAAAAUUUCCUUGUCAGAUGUCCGUAGUCAGUUGUGUGAAUAAAGAUAUACAUGUAUGUUACAGGAAGGUCUCAAACAUCUCGCAAAUUUUAUGAUGGGUUCACAGACAACUUGUGAUAUAAGAACACUCGAAUUUGAUCAAAUCAAGUUUUGUUUUGGUUGAAAGCCCUUGCAUUAUGAUUUCUUAAAAGUCUAAAAUGUUCAGACAAGAUGAUGCAGUUAUAAAUCACUCUUGGUGGUGUUGAGCAGUAAAACAGUGAUUUCUUUGUUUUCAAUCAGUUUUUUUCAGCCUUCAGUAUUAUUGUUUGAUAAAUACAUAAAGAGAAAUCUACAGAGUGAAUUCAAAGCAAUUGCAUUGAAAUAUUUGCCAGUAUAAGUUCAAAAUUCACCAGCAUCAGUGAAAUAUCACUAGUGUGGGUGAAAAUCACAAGUGAGUGUGUGAUUUUAAUUUCACAAUGAUGACCAGUUGUAUCUGUUAUGAUCUUUACUGAAAUAGUUCCAAGGUAUUUGUUUCAACAAGGUCGAUCAGGAAACAUAAAUUCUACUUAGUUAAAAAAAUGACGGCAAAAUGUUCUUAAUUUAUUUGAUAGAAAAAAUAUUAUAAAUUACUUGCUGAUAUGCAUUGCAUAAUAAAUGGUCUCUUAAAUCUGAAUUCAAUGUUGUUUCAUUGGAGUCAAGGGACAUAACUAUGGUGUUUUCUUUUCAAAAUUGAAUUAUUGGUGUUAUGGAUAGUGUGUGUGAUGUACAAUGCAUUAUUUUGUUCCAAUAAUUUCAUUUUAUCAACCUUUUUGUUAUGCAAUAUGUUUUCACAUUUUGUGAUUAAUGUUUUGAAAAUUUACAGUAGUAUUUUGAGAUGUUUCACGAUGUGUAAAGUGUUUUAUUCUUAGGAAGCUGAAUGCUUUUUAUAUUUAAAAAAUAUGGAAAAACAUUUCAAAGUUAUGAUUAUACAAUGUAGUAUUAUUUUGUUAGAUUUUUAUAUCGUGUAGCAGUUCAGAAAUAUGGUCAGUUUUGUUUUAAAACACACAAUCAAUAAUAUUACAAUUUUUAAGAUCUUUUUCUAUCGUUUAACCAAAUAACCAUUAAUAUGUAUUAUCUUAUUGUACUUUCUAAAUUUUUUAUCUCAAGAGAUAAAUUAUAAAUGUCUUUUUAAGACAGAUUUAAACUGCUGAAGAUAUUCUAAAUUUUUAUAGUCCCAAGUUUUACACCUGUUAAAGACUGGAUUGAGAUAAAUUUUCUAAAUAGAUGAACAUUUGUCCUAAUUUCAAUAACUUUACUAUCAAACACUGUUGUUGCCAAAAAUGAAUCAGUAUUAAGUCUUUUAAAUGAUUAUUCUAUAUAUAUAGGUUAUUAAAAGUUGCCACUUGAACAUUAUUACAUUGUUCUCCUCAUUAUAUUUUCAAAUAGUAACAUGGGAUUUGAAAUCACAUUAUUUCAAUAAAAUUAUAGCUUCAAAUUUUAAAUACAUUCUAUUAUAAAAUCGAUUCAGAUAGCAAUCUGAUAGACAAAAUUGCACCAUGGUAGAAAAAAAUAGCACCAUGGUAAAAAAAAGUAGCACCAUGGUACUACAUGAUAUAGGGAGAACACUGAUUAUAAAAUCAGCACCCCAUAAUAUUUUAAAGGGGGAAAAAUCAGAUACAUAGCAUAAAGUAUUGCAUGUCAUCAAUACAUUUUAUUUUCCCCCAGUAAUUACUGCAAUAGUUGUUGUUUUUGUUGUUGUUUGCUUAAAAAUGAUUGAAUUGUUCUUUCAGAUGUUUUUUGUUAUGAUUGUAUUUUUCACAAGAUUGUUAAAGAGUGUGUUAAACUAUAUAUAUUUUUGUAUGUUUUUAAUUUCCUCAUUUUUGAAUAAAAUUUAUAGUGCUUUUAGAAAGUAUACUGCUGAUAUGAAUAAACUGUGAUAAAUCACUAUUUGAUUGUAUCAUAAAUUUGAAAUAGAAAAAUUUUAUUAGAUGGUUGAAAAUUUGUCAACUUUUUUAGAUUGCUUUUUUUCCUGUGAAACAUACAGUUUAAGCAAGGAUUUGUAUAGUAUACAAAUCCUUGGUUUAAGUUAUAAACAAAAUGCUGCAUUAUAAAAAAAAACCAUGUACACUUCAAAAAGAAUAAGGAUAAAAAUAACAACCAUACAAAUUUAUUAAAUUGGUUUUCAUCAAUUAUUUGAAAUCUCAUAUUCCAAAAUUAAACAAUAAAGUAGAUGAGUUAUCUCCCAUUUUUAGAAGUUCUGUAUUAGGAUUGGACAAUAUUUUGUUUUUCAUAUUUAUAAUUUGGUAAACUGAGAAUAUAACUCUCAAUGUUUUAGAAAUUUUGAUUUAAAAGAGCGAUUGUUUAUAAAUUAAAAUAAUGUUUCAAUUGGUGUCAUUUCAAAUCAUUGGAACUGAAAAAUUUAUUUUCAAUUGUAUUGAAUUUCAGACAAAAACCAUUUUUACACUGGUAUUUAUAUUUUGUUCAACAAUAUAUCACCUGCUGCUUUAUGAAGAGAAACACUAUAUGUAUAAACUGUAUGUAAGAGUAAUAUUGUAUAGAUCAUUAAUAUGUGUGUAUUGCUCAGUAAACGGAGGUUAUUAACUAGUCUAUUAACUAUGUGAUUGUUUUCAUCAUUGGUAAUCUUAUGUUAUACAUGAAGGUACACACUAAUCAUACUGGCUUUAAAUGUAAACAACCUAGCAUUAGUAAAAUGGAAGUUACUUAUAAUAGUUAAAAUGGAGACAAUCUGUCAUAGAUAUAAACAAAUAGAGUACUCAUUUCAAUCAUUGUUAAACAGUUAGUCUUCAGUAGAUGUGACAAAUCAGCAGGCAUGAAGGGCCACACACUGCUGACUGACUGGCCUUAUGUUAUAUAUAUUUACAAGCCAAUAACUGACAUUUAGGUUAACAUGGACCAUUGAUUAGAUUGUAUCCUUUACAUGAAUAUAGAUUCCAGUCCUUUUUUUUUUUUGCUGUUAUUGUUUUUGACAUAUUUAUAUUUUUACCUCAUAUUUUAACAUUCCUAUUCAUAUACAUUGUACUGCUGAAUAAACUAUUUUCUGUAUUUUA
This is a messenger RNA of Mytilus californianus (California mussel), 4112 nucleotides long. Its product is annotated as testis-expressed protein 52-like. The record is from RefSeq and is a predicted model, not a curated record. The coding region runs from base 168 to 1016 and encodes 282 amino acids. NCBI's taxonomy places the organism in Eukaryota, Metazoa, Mollusca, Bivalvia, Mytilida, Mytilidae. The transcript is spliced from 3 exons.